Molecule: messenger RNA, 1847 nt
Organism: Anas platyrhynchos (mallard)
Lineage: Eukaryota; Metazoa; Chordata; Aves; Anseriformes; Anatidae
Gene: P2RY13
Product: purinergic receptor P2Y13
Biological process (GO): negative regulation of adenylate cyclase activity; G protein-coupled receptor signaling pathway
Cellular component (GO): membrane
Molecular function (GO): G protein-coupled purinergic nucleotide receptor activity
Source: RefSeq, a predicted model, not a curated record
CAGGGACUUGCACAUGAACACUCCUGCCUGCUGCCACAGCGUGGAGCGAGAGGAACCGCAGGCGACCCUCUGCCAGCAACGUAAGCUUCCCAACACAGGAAACACACGAGAUUUCAUCACUUCUCAACAGCCCACUACGUCUAUUCUGAAAAAUGGAAGACUUUGCGAACGAGAGUACCAUCAGCAACUCCAGCGGAGCACCCUUCUCCACCCCAUGCCACCGAGACACCAGAGUUACCCACCUGGUCUUCCCGGUACUCUACACACUCGUCUUCCUCCUGGGACUUGUACUGAACAGCCUGGCUCUUUGGGCUUUCUUCUAUAUUCCAAGCACAUCAACUUUCAUUGUCUACCUGAAAAACACCUUAGUAUCUGAUUUCAUAAUGACACUGAUGCUUCCUCUGAAAAUCCUGACUGACUCUGGCCUUGGACCAUGGCAACUCAAAGCCUUUGUCUGCCGCUUUUCAGCCGUAAUAUUUUAUGACACCAUGUAUAUUAGCAUAGUGCUCCUUGGUCUCAUUGCUUUUGACAGGUUUCUCAAGAUCGUGAGACCCUUUGGGAAGUUCUGGGUGCAGCAUGUGACCUCAGCAAAGAUCCUCGCAGGUCUGGUCUGGUCCUUCUUCCUUGUUCUCUCUCUACCAAACAUGAUCUUAUCAAACAAGAAAGCAACACCGCAAUCCGUAAAGAAGUGUGCCUCGCUGAAGAGCUACUUUGGGCUCAAAUGGCAUGAAGCCGUCAAUUACAUCUGUCAGCUCAUCUUCUGGACUGUUCUCAUUCUUAUGUUUCUGUUUUAUGUAAUUAUUGCCAAAAAGGUAUAUGAGUCUUACAAGAAAACACAGAAGAAAGAAAACAAAAGGGAAAAAAAGGUCAAGGGGAAAGUAUUCAUCAUUUUUACUGUGUUCUUCUUAUGCUUUGCCCCCUUUCAUUUCAGCAGGGUUCCCUACACCCUGAGUCAAACGACAACCCGAAUGGAAUGCCAUCUGCAGAACCAGCUCUUUGUCGCUAAAGAAAGCACUCUUUGGCUGGCUGCCACCAACAUCUGCAUGGACCCUUUGAUAUACAUGUUCUUGUGCAAACCAUUUGUAGAGAAGAUAUUAUGCAGGAGAGUAGGCACAUUUCAGAAAACAAUUCAUACAAAUGCCAAAUCCGAACUGGACACACGAACGUCGGCAACUGAACCUUGAUUCUGUAGCUCAUAUUCAUUUGUGGAUAUUUGUAUAUUGUGGAGAAGUUAAAAAACAAUGUUUUACUUCUGCUGUAGAAAAUUAAAGGGCGGUGGUACUGUAAUGCUACUACUAAAUAAAAGCGGGACACUGGAUUUCCAUAUUUAUGCUCACCGCUUAGCUUUGAUAGGCAAAAAGCUGUCACUCACAUUGCCACCCCAGAUCUAACACUGAUCUUCCCCCAAGCUCUGCCCUCUCAUUGGGAUCACCGUCACUAAGCAAAGCUGGGGAAGCCCAAGUGUGUCUUGGUUGUGCCUGCCCAGCCACGGUUCUGCUGCACUCGCACCACAGAGAUCUGUAUCACCUCAGUCAGACACUAAUGCGACUUCACAGCUGUAACCACACCAGUCUGAAUAAAAUAAAAUUAAAUUAAAUUAAAUUAAAAACCUGCAUUGGUGAUGCAUAAAACUAACAGUGAUCAGCUUGUAGUCUUGCACUGCUAUGCUGGCUCUGCGAAGUUAACAAGAACUAGAAUGCCUUCGCUUAAGAACAAGAUACCGACUAAUGCUAUCUGCUUUAAGCAAACAAACAAAAACCCUUUCUUAUUAACACUUAAACAUCUUACUGACAGAUGCUUCUAAAGACAAUUUAGCUUUAUUUGGGAAUAAAACACAGAGCUCUUGA